Molecule: messenger RNA, 1779 nt
Organism: Paramecium tetraurelia
Lineage: Eukaryota; Ciliophora; Oligohymenophorea; Peniculida; Parameciidae
Exons: 3
Source: RefSeq, a predicted model, not a curated record
AUGUAAAAAAUUCUUAAAUAUCCAUUUACACAUUUGAAUAAAUCAUAGCCCUUUUUUACCAAAACCAAAAUAGGGCUUGGCCUGGGGGCGGGUUUCUCAUAUAUCUUAUAUAGGCAAGGCAGAGAAAGGUAUCAAUAAAUGCAUUUUUCAUCGAUGUACAAUCAGAUUCCUGACACUGAAGCUUUAACAUAAGAAUACUUUGGAGAGAAGAAUUCAAAACAACUGUCUUUGUUUCAGAGAAUGAUCUAGAGUUUAAGGAGAAAGAUCAGAUUUAUGCAUUUGCUAUUAAAAUUUUUACCUUUGGCCAUUGCUUUGCCAUUUUCAUUAAUAUUCAAGGCCUACUUGUUUCCAUAUUGGCUUAAGUACUUGGUUUACACUCUGUAAUCAGCAGGUCCCUUAUGGAUAAAAUUAGGACAAUGGGCCAGUCAUAGAGGGGAUAUUUUCGGAGAGGAGAUAAUUAAGGCUUUAGAAUCAUUGAGAGAUGAUACUCCUCCUCAUUCUUUGGAGAAGACUAACUAAUAAUUUGAAUAAGCUUUUAAAAAGAAAAUCAAAGAUGUUUUUGAUGAGUUUGAGGAAAAACCGAUUGCCUCAGCCUCAAUAGCCCAGGUUCAUAGAGCUAAAUUAAAUGGAGAAUAUGUUGCUAUUAAAGUAAGGCAUCCAGACAUCAUAGAUAAUUUAGUGAUGGAUAUAAGAAUUUUAUAUAAGAUUGCAAAUUUUUUUAGUUAAACUUUGAAAAUCAAAUAAUUGGGGAUGCCUGUGACAUUUGAAGAAUUUUAGAAAACUCUUGUGAAUCAAACCGAUUUAAGAUUUGAAGGUAGAAACCUUAAGGUUUUUUGUGAAAAGUUUAAAAAUAAUCCCCAUGUCAUAUUUCCUAGGCCAAUUGAAGAAUAUAUUUCAGCAGACAUCCUCACUGAAACUUAUGAAGAUGCUAUACCUUUAACCUAAUUCUUGAAGCAGGAAAGAACAGAAGAGCAUUAUGCUCUAGCUAAUUUAGGUUUGAAAGCAUUUUAUAAAAUGUUGAUCUAUGAUAACUUUAUUCACGCAGAUUGUCAUGCAGGCAAUAUCAUGAUAAGAAUUAAAGACCUUCCUGUUCCUAAAACCUUUAAUGAAAAGGUUUAAUAACAAUUAUGGUUUCUUCAAGAUUCAGUCUAUGAAAUUGUUGAUGACUUAAUAGAGAAGGGGCUAACAAAGAUAGCAGAAUAUCAGACUUCAUCAUAGACGAUGGAUCAAGGAAAUAUGUUAAAAUUGAAAUAAGAAAAAAAGUCUGAUGAAAGGUUGUUUCAUACCUUUUUGAGAUGUUAAGGUUCAACAAGAAAGGAUGUUUAGAUUAUCUUUCUAGACCCUGGGAUGAUAACCAUUUUAAAUAAGAGUGAUCGCGCAUCAUUCAUUAAAUUAGUUAUGUUUGUAACUUUGAGAAAACCUUAUGAAUGUGGAAAGCUAAUGUUGCAAUUAGCAUAAUAUAACUAGAGAUAAAUCGAACAAAAAGUAUAAGAUAAAUUUAUGAAAGAAAUGUAAGAUUUAUUCACAAAUGUUUGUAAAGUACCUUUAGCUUAAAUGAAUAUAGGAUAGGUAUUGAGAUCUAUGUUGGAAAUCUUGAGAGCAAACGGAAUGUCCAUUGAAGGUCAUUUUGCAGCUCUGCUGACAAACAUGAUUGUAUUAGAGGGUUUAGCAAAGACUCUUGAUCCAGACUUAAAUAUAGUAGCAAAGGCAGCAUCCUUCAUAAUCCAUAUUAGAACAAUAGACAAAACGAUUGACGAAAUCAUCCAACAGGCUUUGUGA